Molecule: messenger RNA, 4647 nt
Organism: Chiloscyllium plagiosum (whitespotted bambooshark)
Lineage: Eukaryota; Metazoa; Chordata; Chondrichthyes; Orectolobiformes; Hemiscylliidae
Source: RefSeq, a predicted model, not a curated record
UCUGUCAAAUUCUCCCUCCAUUUUGUGUCUAAUUCUGCAUUUCAGCUCCCUCCUUUUGGUUCAUCAGACUGAUCCUUUCCAGUUCAGAUGCUUAAUUUCCAAAUUUUUUAAUCUUUAAGUAUGGGGGUUUCAGCUAUGGAUUUCUAGGAUUUUUGGAGAACCACUCCUGUUUGCUGGGGAGCUGUGAGAAGCAAUGAUACUGAUUGUUGGGCCCAAUUUAAAAUCGAACCAUCUUGUGUAUAAAAGCAGUCAAGCCAUUAGGGAGCCAAAUUUGUGUGGUUUUUCCACACAACUGUCUAGUUAAAAUUCCCAUGCUUGUUUUCCCUGUUGAUGCUGAUGUUGUAAAUGAACAUGAUGAAUUAUUUUGCCGACCGUGCAAACUUUCUUUCACACUCCUGCAGUCCCCCAUGAAGGUUUGGAUAAUGGGAGUUCAGCUGUUGAACUCUUUUUCAUGAUAAUUUGCUUUCUGAUUAGUGAACAGCAAGAGAUGAUUUAUUACCAUGGUGAUUGUUGCCACAGAGCUUGAAUAAAAUAGAACCUAUUCAGUGUUGUUCUAAUGACCCUGGACAGAGGUACAUACGACGUUGGACUGCUGGUUAGAAGCCUUUUGCAACAGAUUGCAGACAGUUCAGGUCCAGAGCAGUGGCGCAAUCAGCAGGCUUUUGAGAUUCAUGGUAUCUUCCGGUUCGUGGACAUGAGCGAGGAUUUUACAGAAGGCAAGUAUGGGGCACCCAUGAGUGUAUACUGUGGAAGGAUACGGAAUAAUGAAGCAGAGUUCAGUCUUGUUCGCAGUAACAGCGUGGAUUCUAAUCUCCAUUUACAGGCGGGAGGUUGGCUCUCCAAAGGCAAAGGUCCGAUUGAGACGGUACAUCCUUUGAAGCCGCCUCUCUCCCGGUCUGCCUCGCAGCGCGUCCUGAAGGCCACACGACCCAUCCCACCGAUUGAGGGGAAGGCCAACUCACCAACUAACAAGGCCCACGAUACGGAUCUUACCUCAGACGACAAGAAUGAAGAAGCUCCUGUUGGCGAGUUCUCAGGAUGUUCACCGAUGGAAGCUGAAGAGGGGCAUGCUGCAUCUGUCACAGUCCCUGACGAGGUGAUCGGAAUUAGAUUCACGUCGGUUAAGAUCUCCCUUCAGCAACUGCGCAGCAGUGCUGAGAAGAAGCGGAAAUUACUGGGCGCCAGUUUAUCUCAGUCAUCUUUUAAGUUGCCAUGUUCAGAUGAGAGCACCUUUCAGCUGCUACCUUCCAUACCUGUAAAGCCGGACAUCCGAAGCCUUCAUGCCAUCAUGACUCCUUUGAAGAGAGAAUCAGUCACCCAAGGGUUGCAUUCAGACUCUGAAAAGCAGGAGCCACAACCUCCAGAACAUUGUACAGACCAGAGCACAUUAUUGUUGGCUAAGAAGGACAAAAGUGAGGGGUCAUCGCUGAACCAGACUAUGAUCAUCUCAUUCAGACUGAGUACUGAAACUGGUCCAGAAAUGAAUAAACAGGAGUCAGUGAGGGAUGCGGAAAUGGAGAAUGAAGAAAGAUUGCGUCACUUGACAAUCUCAAAGUCAGUGCAGGAGAAGAUGCAUCAGAAAAGGAGGGAAGAGAUGGAGCAGCGACAACAUCGGAAGGAAAGAAAGCUGAAACAGCAGCUGGAAGAGCGCCUGCAGGAGAUCACACCCCAUAGGGACACCGUCCCAGUUCCAGAGUUGUUGAACAGCAGGGACUUCAGCAACAUCAGUCUUAACUCUAGUCUUAAUAAUGGCAGUUCGUUGCGUAAACGAAUCAAUCAUCCUUCGCUGCCGAGCAUCCCAAAUAUUAUUCAGACCAACAAUGUGGCUCGACGGUUCUCAGCUCAGUCACUGCCUGGCUUCCCUUUGGAUUCCCCAGAAGGAGAUGCAGAUAUGGAUGAUGAAGAAUUCCUGAAGAUGCACUCAUUCACCCGACAGGAGCAAGGAUUGACUGAGGCACUGAAACUCCUGGCUAACAGUGACUGGGAGAUGAAGAGGAAGGGAUUGUCAAGUGUUCGGCGCUUGGCUCGAUACCAUCAGGAAGUUCUCCUAACGAAGCUUCAUGCUGUCUGCUUGGCAGUGACAAAGGAGGUCAGUAACUUACGUUCCAAGGUUUCACGCUCAGCGAUCUUGUCUCUCAGUGAACUGUUCUCCCAGCUGAAGAGAAACAUGGACCAGGAAGUUGAUGAAGUGACCAGAAUACUGCUUCACAAGACAGGCGACUCCAAUGAGUUCAUCCGGGAGGAGGCAGUCAAGGCGCUGGCUGUCAUGGCAGAGAACGUGAGCCCAUCACGGGCAUUGACUGCCCUCAUCGCAGGCGGUGUAAAUCAUCGUAACACCACUGUUCGGAAAUGUGCCGCUGAGAAUCUGCUGAGUGUUGUUGAACAUCUUGGAGCUGAGAGACUCUUAUCGGGGACCAAGGAGAAUCUGGACCAGAUCGUCCAAACAAUGGUGAAAUUCUCCCAGGAUGGGAAUCAGGAAACCAGGUUUUAUGGUCGGAAGGCACUGAACAUUUUGAUGUCCCACCCAGAGUUUGAGAGAUACAUGGAACGCUCACUUCUGUCUCAGGAUUUUCACCACAUCAUCACAGCUAUAAAACAGCGGGGAGAUGCCUUUUCAGAUCCUUAUUCAACAAAGGGUAGAAACUCAAGGGUCAACAGCUCCUUAAAAUGUCAGGAGAAUAUGCCAAACACUGGAAGGGUGGAGCUGGACACACCACAACAGCAAGGAAUGACACCACGUCGCUCAAUCAUUCGGGCAACAGAAGCAGUGGAGCAGGUGAAGCAAAUGAACAAAUUGCUGUCUUCCAAAGAGUUCCAGGAGAGGACACAGGGCAUCUCACUGCUGCUCCAACAUUGUGAGACCAACCCAGGCUUCGUCACCUCCAACAUUGUGAAUAUAUUUGAUGUAUUCAUUCCAAGACUCCAGGACUCGAAUAAGAAAGUGAACCAGUUUGCACUGCAGUCCAUGUCAACCAUGAUCCCAGUGCUGAAAGAUGAUUUGCAUCGUGUCAUACAUUCGAUAGUCAUUGUGGUAACUGACAACUUGAACUCAAAGAACACGGGCAUUUACACUGCAGCUGUGCAUGUCCUCGAUACGCUGAUUGAUCAUAUAGACAACUUACUACUCCUUCAGCCUUUCGCCAGCAGAGUGCAGUUCAUCAGUGGCCGUGCAAUGCAGGAUAUCAUAGAGCGACUGUCAGUCCUUGUGCAGCCUGUGUAUCGUCGAAAGCCUCAAGCUGUGGAGCGGUACGUUUUGCCUGUACUCUGGUACCUGCUGGGCAACAUGACUGGGAACGGAGUGAUCAAGGGUGGAAGCGGGAAUGUGCGGGCAGUGACGGCCAAACUGGCAACCAGCCUGCAUCAGCAGAUGGGCACUGGCCUUCAGGAGUAUGCAGCGAGCCAGCCAGCACACGUCAUCAAAACACUGCGAGAACUGACUGAGAAGGAACUUUAAUCUCUCAGCCCAUCACAUCAGGAUCAUCUUGAAUCUGGGGAUGCCAAGCCUCCAGGAUUAGCCUGGUGUUUGCAGGAAUUAAUUGUCAUUCUCCUGGAGACAGUUCUGGGAAAGAUUAGAGAAAUAUCACAAGGUCUUUUUUCUUUAAAAAAACUAAUUUAACAAGAAUGUUUUGAAGGCUUUUAUUUGCUAAUUGCAGUCAUGGCUGAAGGUGAAGAAUAGGUUGGAGACCGUUUGAGUAUUGACCAAAUGAAAAAUCCACUUUCUCCUUGGAGGGUGAGAGGGUGGCCGAUGACAGGAGCAUGGAACUGGGAUGUUCAAGGUGGACAUUUGUUCUUCUUUUGAUGUAGAGAAUACAACUAGCCAGAAGUGGAAUCUGAUCAAACCAUUGGGAAAAUUGUGCAUGCAGACACACACAAAUAGACAUAAAUAUGCAAACACAUGCAUACAGACAUGCAUUCAAGGAAACAAAAACAUAAUCUCUCCCUCUCUUAUACUUACACAGUCACUCUCUUGCACUUUCUCUAACACUCAUGCACACACUCUCUUGUACAAGCACACAGACACACAAAACCUUACACACUUUAUCUUAGUCUCUCUGAAAAACGUGUUUUUUCCCCUCUAACACACUCUUGACUAGCUGUGGCUUUCAAUCAAUGUUCAUGAAGGUGCAUUAUGUAAAACUGUCAUCACCAGUUCCUGCCAGACUGCAUGAUCUGUGUGUCCUGAGCUGAAUCUGGGCGAAAAGGACAAAAAUGACUCUUUUUAAAAUGUAAAUAUAAAUGUUCUAUUAGCUCAGAUGACUGGUUUGAAAUGCAGAGUGUUGCCAAUAGUAUCGGUUCAAUUCCAGCGCUGGCUGAGGCGACCAUGAAGGAUUCCUCUUCUCAAUUUCUCCCCCUGCCUGAGGUGUGGUGACCCUCAGGUUAAACUACCACUAGUCAGAUCUCUCUAAUGAGAGAGCAUCUUAUCGUCUUCUGGGACUACGGCAACUUAACCUUUUAUGUCGAAAAAGUGUAACUUUUAGUGUGCUCGAGAACAUUGAUAUUUGUGAGACAUUAAUAGGUCUCUUUUUUUCUAAUACCUUAUUAUUGAUGCACUUAAUGCAAUUUCCUUAGUCAAGAUGACUUUGCACUUCAUAUUGUUAUAUUGCAUUUAUCACAAACUACAAUAAACCACCUUUACACUAUUGUCAA